This is a messenger RNA of Blastomyces gilchristii SLH14081, 183 nucleotides long. RefSeq lists its product as uncharacterized. The transcript has a single exon. The record is from RefSeq and is a predicted model, not a curated record. The coding region runs from base 1 to 183 and encodes 60 amino acids. Lineage: Eukaryota; Fungi; Ascomycota; Eurotiomycetes; Onygenales; Ajellomycetaceae.
AUGCCUCACAACACCCGUCAUUCUGCUGCUUCACAAGCCUGUACAAAGACUUCUACCCUGUGUCUCAGUCUCCUCAAACUACCUGUUCCAGAAGUUCUGGAUAAUGGAGAGGAUUCAGUCAAUGAUGAGAUGAAGAAGCAGGUGAAUGAGAAGAAUAUAGAGACUCAGUCUGAGAAUUCUUGA